AUGCGAUACAACACCAAAACAAACCUAAUCAGGCAAUCUCGUUUCUUCCUAUCGAUCCAUUUUUUUGGAAAAUCUGCAAUGCACCGUGUGGGUAUUGCAGGCAGUGCCUCUAAUUCAGUUCGUCCUCGCAAGGAGAAAAGAUUUACAUAUGUAUUAAGUGAUACAGAUGACACAAAGCAUUGUGCAGGUGUGAAUUGUUUGGCUGUAUUAAAGCCAUCAAAACCAGACAACUCAAGUUACCUCUUCACAGGGAGCCGAGAUGGAACAUUAAAAAGAUGGGCAUUGACAGAUGAGGAUGCUACAUGCUCAGCUACCUUUGAGUCUCAUGUUGAUUGGGUCAAUGAUGCAGUCCUUGUAGGAGGGAAUACCCUUGUAUCAUGCUCCUCAGAUACUACAGUCAAGACAUGGGAUUCUUUUUCUAAUGGAACUUGCACAAGGACUUUUCGCCAACACACAGAUUAUGUCACUUCUCUUGCUGCAGCAGAAAAAAAUAGCAAUAUUGUUGCAUCUGGUGGAUUGGGUGGUGAAGUGUUCAUAUGGGAUCUUGAAGCAGCACUUGCUCCCCUCACCAAGUCCAGCGAGGCAGCUGACGAGGAUCGUCCAGGUGGCACCAAUGGGUCAGGAAGUUUACUACCAGUUACUAGCUUACGUACUAUAAGCUCAAACAACAAUAUUACAUUGCAAACAAAUGCACCUCACGGAUAUGUUCCUAUUGCUGCUAAAGGACAUAAAGAGUCUGUUUAUGCAUUAGCAAUGAAUGAUACUGGAACUCUUCUUGUUUCUGGUGGAACAGAAAAGGCUGUACGUGUUUGGGACUCAAGAAGUGGCUCAAAGAUGAUGAAGCUUCGAGGGCAUACAGAUAACAUUAGGGCUUUGCUUCUUGACUCCACAGGAAGGUUCUGUUUAUCAGGAUCUUCGGAUUCUAUGAUCAGAUUAUGGGAUCUUGGACAGCAAAGAUGUGUGCAUUCAUAUGCAGUUCACACAGAUUCUGUUUGGGCACUUGCUAGCACUCCUACAUUCAGUCAUGUGUAUAGUGGUGGAAGGGAUCUUUCUUUGUACUUAACGGAUCUUUCAACAAGGGAGAGUAUACUUCUUUGCACAAAGGAACAUCCUAUUCAGCAACUAGCAAUGCAUGAUGAUGGUAUUUGGGUUGCAACAACAGAUUCUUCUGUUCACAGAUGGCCUGCUGAAGCUCAAAACCCUCAAAAGGUGUUUCAUAGAGGUGGCUCUUUCCUAGCUGGCAACUUGUCUUUUUCAAGAGCUAGGGCUUCUUUAGAAGGAUCUACUCCUGUUCCUGUUUACAAAGAACCAAUAUUCAGUAUUAAAGGAAUUCCAGGAAUCAUGCAAUUUGAAAUUAUGAACAACAGACGACACGUUUUAACCAAGGAUAAUGCUGGUUGUGUAAAGCUUUGGGAGAUCACUAGAGGUGUUGUAAUCCAAGACUAUGGACAGGUGUCAUUUGAAAAAAAGAAGGAAGAACUGUUUGAGAUGGUCAGCAUUCCCGCGUGGUUCACUAUAGAUAGUAGACUCGGAAACUUAUCUGUCCAUUUGGACACCCCACAGUGUUUUUCAGCAGAAAUGUAUUCUGUUGAUCUUAACAUCACCGAAAAAGCUGAGGACGAUAAGGUUAAUUUGGCAAGGGAGACACUGAAAGGACUUUUGGCACCGUGGCUGUCUAAAAAGAAACAUAAAUUUGGGCCCCAAAGUUUGGCCAAUGGGGAAGUGCCACCUGUCAGGGAUAGGGAUAGGGAUAGGGAUGUUUCUUCUAGAAGCAUUACGCUUUCAAAAGUUGAAGUAGAUGGAAACAGUGAAAACGAUUCUUCAGUUUACCCUCCGUUUGACUUUUCAACUGUGUCCCCACCUUCUAUUAUUACUGAGGGCUCACAAAAUGGUCCAUGGAGGAAAAAAAUUACUGAAAUGGAUUCUACAGAAGAUGAAAAAGAUUUACCUUGGUGGGUCCUUGAUUGUGUUUUACAUAAUCGUUUGCCCCCUAGGGAACACACCAAGUGCAGUUUUUAUUUACAGCCAUAUGAAGGGUCAACGGCUCAAACUGUGACACAAGGGAAGCUCAGUGCACCUCGUAUCUUAAGAAUACACAAGGUUGUUAAUUAUGUGGUGGAAAAGCUGGUUCUUGAUAAACCAAUGGAGAGCUUGGCCAUUGAUGGAGCUUUUGCCACUGGAGAUGGAUCUUUUAGAUCUGGAAUGAUAAAACCAUGGCAAAAACUUAAGCCUUCAAUAGAAAUUUUAUGCAAUAAUCAGGUUUUGACACCUGACAUGAGCUUAGCUACUGUUCAUUCUUGGAGCAUACACGAAGAACCUCGGGUCAAAAUUCUGGUCAAAGAGCUAUCGAGUAUAAAAGAAAUAGCAGAAGAAGAUGAUGUCAGAAAACCACCACAUUGUUUAGUAGUAUCUAUAACAACAACAUUGUCACACAUGCCAACCAAAAAUAGAACUAGUAUUAUGGUAUUGGUAUGUAACCUACAGUUGACCACAAACAUUAAUUGUAAACCCUUGUAGGAAAUUUUUGCAUAUUACUAUUCACUUGUAUUUACAAAACAACCAUGCA
Lactuca virosa is the source of this 2566-nucleotide messenger RNA. NCBI's taxonomy places the organism in Eukaryota, Viridiplantae, Streptophyta, Magnoliopsida, Asterales, Asteraceae. The record is from the annotation of a GenBank genome assembly.